CACUACACCGCGCACACGCCGAGUCCCGAGCAUCCAAAUCUUCAAACUCAAAGCUUAGGAAUUGAGGUGCGAUUACUGGUGUCAUAAAUUUGGGCCCUUAUCUAGGGUUUGCACGCUACAAAAAUCGGCGGCCUCUGUGGUCAAUCUUGAAAUACAAAUACAUACACACACACAUGCGCGUUCGAAUAACACCGACCAUGGGAGCUGCAGUAACAGCAAGAAAGCUCCUAUUACAGUACCCACUCAUCAAUCUCGUAUCAUCAUCAUCAUCAUCAGCAUCGUCAUUAUGUAAACCACUAUUACUACAAUCACCAUUUUCACGUCUCCACUCUCUUCUCGGUGCUACCAAUUUAUCAGCUACUACUGGCAAUAAUCGCAAUAAAAAGAACAAAGUAAAGCAAAAGAUGAAGGAAAAAGCAGCAGCAACAGCAGCAGAGGCGGUGGUGAAAAGGCGAACGCGAUCGGGAAAAGAGUUUGACGAGAAGACUUUUAUGCGUUACGGAGACAGUGCCACCCAUAUCCCGGUGAUGCUGGGGGAAGUCUUGGACGUCUUCGCCUCCGUCCCCCUCUUGUCCUUCGUCGAUUGUACCGUUGGCGCCGCCGGACACUCCUCCGCUAUAAUUCAGGCCCAUACUGAAAUGCAGCUCUAUAUUGGGCUGGAUGUUGAUCCUGAUGCACUUCAGAAGGCUCAAGCUCAGAUCAAUACAAUAUUGCAUGGGGAUUCUAGUGAUUCGACUUCAAAAUUGAAAGGACACACCUUUUUGAAGAAUUAUAGACACAUCAAGUAUGUGCUGCGUGAGGUUGAUGAGAAACUAUUAACCCCCGGAGUUAAUGGGAUCUUAAUGGACCUAGGAAUGUCUUCCAUGCAGGUGAAUAAUGCUCAAAGGGGGUUCUGUGUACGUAGUAAUGGACCACUUGAUAUGCGAAUGAAUCCUCGGGCAAGUCUUAAAGCAGAAGACAUACUAAAUUCUUGGCCAGAUGUUGACGUGGGGAGAAUCCUGCGGGAGUAUGGGGAGGAAAGCAAUUGGCACUCCCUUCAGGAUCAAAUUGUUAAGGCCCGUCAAAAGGGUGGAUUGCAUUCUACUGCCGAUCUAGUAGAUCUUAUUCGGAAUUCGACUUCCAGGAGGAAAGGAGGGAGGCAAGGCUGGAUAAAGACAGCAACACGAGUGUUUCAAGCUCUGAGGAUAGCUGUUAAUGAUGAACUAAACACAUUAAAAGAAACGCUUUAUACUUGUUUUGAUUGCCUUGCACCUGGGGGUAGGCUUGCUGUAAUCUCUUUUCACAGUUUGGAGGAUAGGAUUGUGAAACAAACAUUUCUCAACAUUAUUAACAGCGACAGAGGUGAUGAAAACAAAGAAGUGAAAUGCACCAGGGAUUUGAGAGAAAUCAAUGAUGAUGAUGAUGAUGAUGAUGACCAUGAUGGCGAUGAAGAAGCAUGGAUUAGACAGCAGAUACGAGGAUCAAAUGGAAUAAUCCUCACAAAGAGACCCAUAUCACCAUCUGAAGAGGAAGAGAGAUUCAACUGCCGGAGUAGGAGUGCUAAACUAAGGGUGAUUCAGAAAGUCUGAAGAACAGUUCAAAAUUUUUGGUGCAGCCUCCAAUUAGCUAAGUGAAUUACACUCUUGUAAUUUCCCCGAGUCUGAAUAACCCUUUGGCUAUUCAUCCUGAUCUGUCCUCAUCCUCAUUCUCACAGGUAUUACUUGGAAGACAUCAUUACAAAUAAGAGCUUGUUGAAACUCGUACCUUAAAUCCAACGUCCACUUUUUUGUUGAUAUGUAAUUGACUUCAAACUCUUCUCCCUAACCGCUGGAAUUAUUAAUGGAUAUAAAAUCAAUUAUGUUCUUCA
Camellia sinensis is the source of this 1846-nucleotide messenger RNA. RefSeq names its product mraW methylase family protein. NCBI's taxonomy places the organism in Eukaryota, Viridiplantae, Streptophyta, Magnoliopsida, Ericales, Theaceae. The record is from RefSeq and is a predicted model, not a curated record. Gene Ontology annotation, molecular function: rRNA (cytosine-N4-)-methyltransferase activity. Gene Ontology annotation, biological process: rRNA base methylation.